Molecule: messenger RNA, 2166 nt
Organism: Vitis riparia (riverbank grape)
Lineage: Eukaryota; Viridiplantae; Streptophyta; Magnoliopsida; Vitales; Vitaceae
Product: probable methylenetetrahydrofolate reductase
Exons: 11
Coding region: 72-1859 (595 amino acids)
Biological process (GO): tetrahydrofolate interconversion
Cellular component (GO): cytosol
Molecular function (GO): methylenetetrahydrofolate reductase [NAD(P)H] activity; FAD binding
Source: RefSeq, a predicted model, not a curated record
GUAAGAUUCAUUCAUAUCAUAUAUCUUUCAUUUAUCUCACCUUCCCCGUGUCGGUAGUGAAGGAGAGGAGAAUGAAGGUGAUUGAGAAGAUCCGCGAUGCGGCCACUGAGGAAGGAAAGGUGGUCUUCUCCUUCGAAUUCUUUCCUCCCAAGACGGAGGAUGGAGUCGACAACCUCUUCGAGAGGAUGGAUCGGAUGGUGGCGCACGGCCCCGCCUUCUGCGACAUCACCUGGGGAGCUGGUGGCUCCACGGCGGAUCUCACUCUGGAGAUCUCCAACAAGAUGCAGAACAUGAUCUGCGUGGAGACAAUGAUGCAUCUCACUUGUACCAACAUGCCUGUGGAGAAGAUCGACCAUGCUCUCGACACCAUCAAGUCCAAUGGCAUCCAGAAUGUGCUCGCCCUCCGCGGCGACCCCCCUCAUGGCCAGGACAAGUUCGUCCAGAUCCAAGGCGGCUUCGCUUGUGCUCUAGAUCUGGUGCAGCACAUCCGGGCGAAAUAUGGAGAUUACUUUGGAAUAACUGUUGCGGGUUAUCCAGAGGCACAUCCUGAUGUGAUACUAAAUGGUGUGGCUACUUCGGAAGCAUACCAGAGUGAUUUGGCUUAUUUGAAGAGAAAGGUUGAUGCAGGAGCAGAUCUUAUUGUCACGCAAUUAUUCUAUGAUACUGAUAUUUUCCUCAAAUUUGUGAAUGACUGUCGGCAAAUUGGAAUAACCUGCCCCAUUGUCCCAGGAAUUAUGCCCAUUAAUAACUACAAAGGAUUCUUACGUAUGACUGGUUUUUGCAAAACAAAGAUACCAUCUGAGGUUACUGCUGCCUUGGAGCCUAUUAAGGACAAUGAUGAAGCUGUCAAAGCCUAUGGAAUUCACCUUGGAACGGAAAUGUGCAAGAAGAUUUUAGCUCAUGGGAUUAAGACAUUGCAUGUUUAUACACUGAACAUGGAGAAAUCAGCAUUGGCUAUAUUAAUGAAUCUUGGGUUAAUUGAAGAAUCCAAAAUAUCAAGGCCCUUCCCAUGGAGACGCCCGACAAAUGUCUUCCGUGUUAAAGAGGAUGUUCGCCCAAUAUUUUGGGCUAAUCGUCCUAGAAGUUAUAUAUCAAGGACCAUAGGAUGGGACCAAUAUCCACAUGGACGAUGGAGUGAUUCUUGUAAUCCAUCAUAUGGAGGAUUAACCGACUAUCAGUUUAUGAGACCACGUGCUCGUGACAAGAAACUUCAAGACGAAUGGGUUGUGCCCUUGAAAAGCAUUGAAGAUGUUCAAGAGAGAUUUAUAAAGUUCUGCCUUGGAAAACUGAAAAGUAGUCCCUGGUCAGAAUUAGAUGGGCUUCAGCCAGAGUCAAAGAUCAUCAAUGAACUUCUGGGCAACAUCAAUUCAAAGGGUUUCCUCACCAUCAAUAGCCAACCUGCAGUUAAUGGGGAAAAAUCUGACUCCCUGUCUGUUGGAUGGGGUGGGCCAGGUGGGUAUGUUUAUCAGAAGGCCUAUCUGGAGUUCUUCUGCUCAAGGGAAAAGCUGAAUGCUCUUGUUGACAAAUGCAAGGGUCACCCAUCUCUGACAUACAUGGCUGUGAACAAAGAAGGGACCUGGAUGUCUAAUGUUGGCCCAGGUGAGGUGAAUGCGGUGACAUGGGGAGUAUUCCCAGCAAGGGAGAUCAUCCAACCUACUGUUGUGGAUCCUUCCAGCUUUAUGGUGUGGAAGGACGAGGCAUUUGAAAUCUGGUCAAGAGGAUGGGCUCUCUUAUACCCAGAGGAUGACCCAUCCAGAAAAUUGCUUGAAGAGGUACAGAACAGCCAUUUCUUGGUCAGCCUGGUGGAUAAUGAUUACAUCAACGGCGAUUUGUUUGCCAUUUUUAUGGAGUUGUUCUGAGACAUGCACACUCCUCCCUCUCCCUUUGAGGCUUGCUAAAGACAUUGAAGUUGAUUCUGUGUCUCAAGUUGGAUUAGAAUUUCAUUUCCAUGGGAAUAACUUGAAUCAUAAUUCUAUAAUCUUACUAUUAUGUAAUAAUUGUUAUUCAUUGAGCUUUGUAUCCCCCCACCUCAUGCUGCAAAAUGCAUUUGAAGUGGGAGCUGAUUUACAGAAGCAAUUGCAUACUGCUGUAUUAUGCAGUAGCGUAAUUCUUACAGAGAUAUUUCUGGUCCAAGAAUCCCAUAAUGAAUGGUUAUGAUUUUCCCUA